AAUCGUGUAUGAAAGCACCAGGUGGACGUGUAUGGAAGCAACAUUUGUGUAUGAAGCACUGGACAAAUGUAUAUGGAAGUACUGGAAUGCACUGGGCAAAGAGAUUCGUAUAUGGAAGUGCCAGACGAAUGUGUAUAAAAGUACUGGGUGAAUGUGUAUAG
This is a messenger RNA of Dentiscutata erythropus, 161 nucleotides long. The record is from the annotation of a GenBank genome assembly. NCBI's taxonomy places the organism in Eukaryota, Fungi, Glomeromycota, Glomeromycetes, Diversisporales, Gigasporaceae.